AUGGAUAAUGAAAGGAGUAAAAAAAGAAAGACAUUAUUGUCGUUUUUCAAACAUAAAGAAAAUUCAUCUACAUCUACGGUUAACGAGGUAAAUCUUCAAUCUUAUACAUCUAAUACGGAAGAAGAACAACCUGUUUUAAAUUUUCCAAGGGUUGAAAUUGAUCUUAAUAAUCUUGAACGAGAUCCCGCAAUUCGGAUUCCUAUAUGGCAACAUCCAAUAAAUCAACAAGAUGAAAUUAGGCGGUCUUAUAUUAGAAUGGGUCCGUAUCAACCUAAGUUAGAUGAGUAUCCAAGAACUAAGUUUGGAUCACAAACUCAGUAUCGUAGAUUUCAAUACUCGUGGUUUGAAAAGUUUCCUUGGUUAGAGUAUUCUUCAUCAAAGGAUUUAAUAUUUUGUUUUCCUUAUUUUCUUUUCCAAAAGAAAUCACCUAUUAAUCCUUCAUUCACUAUUGAUGGAUUUAAUAACUGGAAAAGGGUUAACGAUGGAGUUAAAUGUCCACUUUUAAUUCACGUGGGAGGUCCUACUUCCUCACAUAGUAAUUCAGUGAAAUGUGUUGAAGAUUUGAUGAAAGUAAGUGGACAUAUUGACAACAUAUUGAAUGCCCAAAGUUUAGAUGAAGUUCAGAAAAAUCGAUUACGACUUAAGACGACAAUUGAGAGUAUUCGAUGGCUUAGUUUACAAGCUUGUGCAUUUAGAGGUCAUGAUGAAUCUUCAUCUUCUAAAAAUCGUGGUAAUUUUAUAGAGAUGAUAAAACUUAUGGGUCGAUUGAAUGUUAAUAUUGGUGAUAUAGUAUUAGAAAAAUCUCCAAGAAAUGCAACAUAUACUUCACCAACUAUUCAGAAAGAAAUUUUGCAUAUUUUUGCAAAUAAAGUAAGGAAAAAAAUCCGUGAAGAAAUUGGAGAUGCGAAGUUCUGUAUUUUAGUUGAUGAAGCUAAAGAUAUUUCAAAUAAAGAGCAGAUGUCAAUUAUUUUGAGAUUUGUUGAUUGUUUAGGUAUUUUACGAGAGCGUUUCUUUGAUAUUGUUAAUGUUCCAAAUACUACUGCUUCAACAUUAAAGAAGAGCAUAUCAGAUGUUCUUUCUCGACAUAAUUUGAAUGUCACCAAUAUGAGAGGGCAAGGGUACGACGGUGCUAGUAACAUGUCUGGUGCUUGGAAUGGACUUCAAGCUCUAUUUCUUCGAGAGUGUCCAUAUGCAUAUUAUAUACAUUGCUUUGCUCAUAGGUUGCAAUUAGCAUUAGUUGGAGCUUCUACAAAAGAGAUUUCUGUUUGGCUAUUUUUUUCAAAACUAUCCACCAUUAUUAAUCUUAUUGGUUGUUCCUCCAAAUGGCAUUCUGAGUUACAUUCUGCUCAAACUAUUGAAAUUGAUCGUAUGAUUACUUCGGGUGAACGGGAUACUGGUAAAGGAAUGAAUCAAAUUGGUAAUUUACAUCGUAGUGGAUCAACUCGAUGGAGCUCUCAUUUUGAAUCUAUUUGUAGUUUAAUUGAUAUGUUUGGUGCAACUAUUUCUGUUCUUGAAAGUAUUGUGGAAGAAGGAUCGUCUAGUUCUUUACGUGGAGAAGCAUGUGGUUGUUUGAUAACUUUGAGAUCUUUUGAAUUUGUUUUCACACUUUAUAUGAUGCAAAAAAUUAUGGGAAUUACAAACCUGCUUUGUCAAGCUUUGCAAAACAAAUCUCUUGAUAUUAUAAAUGCCAUGGAUCUAGUAUCAACUACUAAAGCACUACUUUUCAAUUUUAGAGAAGAAGGAUUUGAUCAUCUACUAGAAUACGUGCAAAUGGUUUGCACACAACAUGACAUUGAAAUUCCGGAUCUGAAUGCUUCAUACAAAAGUGCAACAAGACGUUCAUGUCAACAAAAAGAUUCGUUGACAAUUCAACAACACUAUCAUUUCAAUAUCUUCAAUUCAGUGAUAGAUUUUCAACAAGAAGAGUUGAAUUCUAGAUUUAGUGAUGAGGCAGUAGAGCUCCUUAAACUUAGUUCUGCUUUGGACCCUAAAGAUAAUUUUAAAUCAUUUAAAGGUGAAGAUAUUUGCAAAUUGGCUGAAAAGUAUUAUCCAGGAGACUUCAGUGAACAAGAAAUGCAUUAUUUGAGAUCUCAACUCCAGCAUUAUAAAAUUGAUAAUCUUACUGAUACUAAUAUCAGUAACGGUAAUACCAUGGGCAGAACUGUUACUGAUAUGAGUAUCAGUAAUGGCAAUAAUAAUGAAAAAAUCUCAUUACUAAUACUCAUAUCAGUAACAACAAUGUCUUUGGUAGAGUCCUAA
This is a messenger RNA of Impatiens glandulifera, 2259 nucleotides long. Its product is annotated as zinc finger MYM-type protein 1-like. The transcript is spliced from 2 exons. Lineage: Eukaryota; Viridiplantae; Streptophyta; Magnoliopsida; Ericales; Balsaminaceae. The record is from RefSeq and is a predicted model, not a curated record. The coding region runs from base 1 to 2259 and encodes 752 amino acids.